AUAUAUAUAUAUAUAUAUAUAUAAAUGCAGAGGAAGCCGACCAGUGUAGUAGCAGCCUCAGUAGCAGUAGAUGUCAAUAUACACAAGGGGAAAAGCAAGAUUCUCCGAUACAACACAACAGGCGUCAAUCGAAUUUCACUUGACGGAGAAGAUUUGGAGGAUGUAAAAACCUUUACAUAUCUGGGCAGUAUCGUUGGUGAACACGAUGGAUCUGAUGCAGAUGUGAACGCGCGGAUAGGCAAGUCAAGAGCAGCAUAUCUACAACCAAAGAACAUCUGGAAGUCAAAACAACUGUCAACUGCCAAUAUCAAAGUCAUAAUUUUGAAUACAAAUGUGAAGACAGUUCUACUGUAUGAAGCGGAAACUUGGAAAACUACUAAAGUCAUCGUUCAGAAGAUAAGUGCUUAUCAAAAUACUUCAGAUGCGUUAGCCAGGCAUUAUCAAGAACAACUUAUUGUGGGAGAAACUAAUGUAUCACAAAAUUAUCAUCUACCAAAAGAGUUUUAAUCCAAGAACAGAAGAACAGUCAAGAAAUAUACACGCUCAAUUUAAUGACGAUUUCAUAAUAACUUGAUAUGGUUUUUCAUUGAUUUAAGUUUAUAGAUGAACUUUAUCAAAAAUCUGUUUAAUAUUUUAUAAUUUUUUCAGAAUUAUAGUCAAUGAGGAUUAUUCUUGUCCUCGUAUAUCAUCAUAGUCAUUGGAUUCAUCAGAAACUGAGGUUAUGUUAUUCAAAUAAAAAUAGCUGUCCAUUAAUCUACUUAUAUAUAUAUAUAUAUAUAUAU
This is a messenger RNA of Schistosoma spindalis, 782 nucleotides long. The record is from the annotation of a GenBank genome assembly. Lineage: Eukaryota; Metazoa; Platyhelminthes; Trematoda; Strigeidida; Schistosomatidae.